AACCACCCAACCAAACCACCCCAUUCAUCCCAUUCCUAUCCAAUUGUAAACGCAGUUGUCUUGUCGUGUGCAUUCAUUGGUUUAAUUUUACUACGGAACGUUCCUAACAUUACAGAAAUAUGAGGCUUAUCGAAAAGGUGUUCAACCCGACCGGUAGGAACCAUGUUGGAACGGUAAUCUUUUUCCACGGUUCAGGAGACACGGGAAACGGGCUGACGGAGUGGAUUCGUUUCCUGCUCGGUCGGGAUAUGGAGUUUCCACACAUCAAGGUGAUCAUCCCAACGGCACCGGUGCAACCGUACACUCCGAUGGGCGGCGAGAACUCCAACGUGUGGUUCAACCGGAAACGGAUCGAAAUGGAUUGUCCGGAGAUAAGAACGUCGCUCGCGUCAAUCUACGACACCGUCAAUGAAAUUUUGAUACGGGAGAUGGCCCAGGGCGUACCCGCGAAUCGGAUUAUUGUUGGGGGCUUCUCAAUGGGAGGUGCGCUGGCACUGCAUACCGCAUAUCACUUGCAUCGAGACCUGGGAGGAGUGUUCGCAAUAUCAUCGUUUUUGAAUAGCGGCUCGAUAGUCUACGAUUCCUUGGGGUGUGUCACACAGGAUGAGAAGCUUGCAGAUCUGCUGAUGUUCCACGGCGAAAGAGACACCCUGGUGCCCAUCGAAUGGGGACAAACAACGUUCGAUGAGCUGGCCAAGCUUGGCGUUCGUGGUCAGUUCGUGCCACACCGGAAUGCACUCCACGAGAUAAAAAAAGACCAACUGCUGCGAGUUAUCGACUGGAUCAACAAGCUGAUUCCUGAGCCCCGCGAGGAGCUCUCACCAUCGCCGCCACCACCCGAGCGGUCCACGAAAAAGAAGGGCAAACUGUGAUGGAGGCGGUUUUAUCUAGUUUUUAACUUAUCGAGCUUAUACGCGGUUAGGCGGUUUUUACAAAUAAAUUGUUUGAAUAAUGGCAACAAUGUA
Toxorhynchites rutilus septentrionalis is the source of this 965-nucleotide messenger RNA. RefSeq names its product lysophospholipase-like protein 1. Gene Ontology annotation, molecular function: palmitoyl-(protein) hydrolase activity; carboxylic ester hydrolase activity. Bases 120 to 872 code for a protein of 250 amino acids. Gene Ontology annotation, cellular component: cytoplasm. Gene Ontology annotation, biological process: protein depalmitoylation. Lineage: Eukaryota; Metazoa; Arthropoda; Insecta; Diptera; Culicidae. The record is from RefSeq and is a predicted model, not a curated record. The transcript is spliced from 4 exons.